AUCUUGUAUCGUGGUUUGCUUGGGUUAAAGAAUUCUUUCGAGGCCUUUGCUCGAGAAUGGAACGAGCCCAACCACCGUCUCCAGCACCAUUCAACUUUGCACAAAACAAGCAAGUUUUUCAAAGAGGAGCUCAUAAGCAAAGCGAGGAUAGACAAAUAAUUGAACAACAGGCUCCCCCGACUGCUGCUGGUAAAGAAUUUGCAAAGACUUCGUUUGACACCGUUCGUUCGUAUUUGGUGUGUGGAAGUCGUUUUGACUGUCCCGAGAGGUUUAAGCUCCUUCGCCCCAUCGGCCACGGAGCCUAUGGAAUUGUAUGCUCGGCAAAGGACCAAGUAACUGGAGAAUUGGCGGCUAUAAAGAAGAUUACCAAAUGUUUUGAUCACACUACGGACGCUCGAAGAAUUUUGAGGGAAGUAAAGCUCUUAAGGCAUUUUAAGCACGAAAAUAUUAUUGGCUUGAAACAAAUUCUGCGUCCCUCUUCUUUUGAAGCGUUUGAAGAUGUUUACCUGGUGACUGAACUUAUGGAGACGGACCUUCAUCAAAUCAUUGUUUCUAAACAGUCACUAACGGAAGAGCAUUUUCAAUACUUUAUAUAUCAGAUAUUGAGAGCUCUUAAGUAUGUACAUUCGGCUGAUGUGCUUCAUAGAGACUUGAAACCAAGUAAUGUUUUAGUAAAUGGUAAUUGUGAUAUUAAGAUCUGUGACUUUGGCCUUGCACGUUCUGCAAGUUUUAACGAACUCGGAGGUGAGUUUAUGACCCAAUAUGUUGCCACAAGGUGGUAUCGAGCUCCUGAAAUUAUGUUGUCUUUCCGACAUUAUGAUAAGUCGGUUGAUAUUUGGUCCGUCGGCUGUAUCUUUGCAGAACUCUUGGGAAGAAGGCCUUUAUUUCCAGGCAAAGAUUACAUGCACCAGUUGCGACUCAUAAUUGAUGUUGUUGGUACACCAAGUGAUCAAGACAUUGAAUAUAUAGAAAGUGAGAAGGCAUUACGGUUUAUCCGUUCUCUUCCACGAAAGAAUCCCGUUGCUUGGCGCAAACUAUAUCCCGACGCGUCUAAUCUUGCACUGGAUUUGCUGGGGCGAAUGUUACAGUUCGACCCUCGCAAACGCUGUAGCGUUGAAGAUGCCCUGUCGCAUCCUUAUCUGAGCUCUUUACACGACCCAACGGAUGAACCUGUAUGCCCAAGUAAGUUUAGUUUCGAGUUUGAUUCGCCGCAAGUAACAAAGGAGCAACUGAAAACUAUGAUGUGGGAAGAGAUAGUAAGACAAGGACAAACGUAGGAAAAUUUUUUUGAAUGUUGUUUGUUUCUGUUUGCUUCUCUGCAAAGUUUGAACUUAGUUUGUAUAAACUCAUAAACUGUUACAUUCUAUAUUACAUCCAAAUGAAUGACGCCUCCCCUAAUAAAUGGCCUCAAAUUGAA
Galdieria sulphuraria is the source of this 1417-nucleotide messenger RNA. Its product is annotated as cyclin-dependent serine/threonine protein kinase. The transcript is spliced from 5 exons. Bases 57 to 1277 code for a protein of 406 amino acids. Lineage: Eukaryota; Rhodophyta; Bangiophyceae; Galdieriales; Galdieriaceae. Gene Ontology annotation, cellular component: cytoplasm; nucleus. Gene Ontology annotation, molecular function: MAP kinase activity; ATP binding. The record is from RefSeq and is a predicted model, not a curated record. Gene Ontology annotation, biological process: protein phosphorylation; intracellular signal transduction.